Dichomitus squalens LYAD-421 SS1 is the source of this 426-nucleotide messenger RNA. RefSeq lists its product as uncharacterized. The record is from RefSeq and is a predicted model, not a curated record. NCBI's taxonomy places the organism in Eukaryota, Fungi, Basidiomycota, Agaricomycetes, Polyporales, Polyporaceae. Gene Ontology annotation, molecular function: protein C-terminal S-isoprenylcysteine carboxyl O-methyltransferase activity. Gene Ontology annotation, cellular component: membrane; endoplasmic reticulum. The annotation marks the transcript as partial. Gene Ontology annotation, biological process: C-terminal protein methylation. The transcript has 2 exons.
CUCGGCACCGCCCUCGCGCUCGGCGGCGCGCAACUCCGCCUCGCGUGCUUCCGCGCGCUCGGCGCGCUCUUCACCUUCGAGCUCACCAUCUCCCCCACCCACACGCUCGUCACCGCCGGCCCGUACGCGCACGUGCGCCACCCGAGCUACACGGGCGUGUACGCGCUGCUCCUCGGCGCGAGCGCGGUUCUGCUCGCCCCCGGGGCGUGGCUCGCGGAGGCGUGGCUGCGCCCGGGCGCGGUGGCGCGGACGGCUGUGCUGGCGUGGGCGUUCGUGAGCUUCUGGGUGGCCAAGGUCGCGUACGCGCUCAAGAGCACGAACAGGCGGGUCGUGACGGAGGACAGGGAGCUGCACCGCGUGUUCGGGGCGCGGUGGGAGGAGUGGGCGGCGCGCGUCCGGUGGCGGCUGGUGCCGGGGGUGUACUGA